GUGUGUAAUGAUUAGUCUGUUCAUGGUAUCACGUAAAUUGAAUGUAAGAGCCUGCUUGGCAGGGCGCCGUUAGUUGGGAUGGUGCACAAGGAAUGUAUUUUAUUCUUGGGAUUUAUUUUUACAGGUUAUGACCCAGUUAAACAAUGAUUGAUCGUGCACAUUGACGGUUUAUAUAUUGUAGAUAAAAGAAGGAAAAUUUUGUGGAACAAACAAAAGGUUAUGGAGCUAGGUAGAUGCCCAUCACCUGACGCUGGGGCAGAAUGUAGCCCCACAGUUGAAAGGGAAAAGUCCCCAAGUCCAUCGAUUGAGCGAGGUGCCUCACCAGAACCAAACUGUGCUAUCUGUCUGGGGAAGUCACGGAACAAAUGUUUUACUGACAGUUGCUUGCAUCAGUUCUGUUUCAACUGUCUGCUUGAAUGGUCAAAGGUUAAGCCAGAGUGCCCUCUCUGCAAGCAAAGCUUUAAGUCUAUAAUCCAUAAUGUCCGUUCCAAUGAGGACUAUGACCAGUAUCACCUGCAUCCUGCAGCAGAGAACCCAUACCCAUGGGUGAACAUGAUCAAUAUUGACAUGGUGCAGCAGCCGUUCCGAUACAGAACUACUUUUACCCCCAACCGUCGGUUGGAAAGGGUACUGGAACAUCUGGAUCAGCGGGAUCUGCGGCACAGGAUGGAACCUGGUGAUGUUUUGCCGGCCCAGAGAACCUUUCGUCGCCGACGUGGACUGGUUCCAAAUGAGUUCAGGAUGAAUGUUUACAAUCAGAAUCUGUGGCUGACCACACUGCCCAGUGUGGGCCUCCCCAGGGAUCUAUCUCCUCAGAACUUUAGGAAUCAUCCUGAGGAGGUGCAUCGUUUAAUCCCGUGGCUGAACAGAGAGCUUCAGGUAAUCUUACGAAGCCCUGGGUUGUCUGCACGUGUUUUGAACCUUGUAAUCAGUCAGCUGCCCCAUAACCACAUGCUGUCAGAAGAGUUCCGACUCCCACUGUCUACCUUCCUCAGGCAUCACUGUGACCACUUUAUUCAUGAGUUCACUUCUUUUGCUGGCUCGUCUUAUGACAUGGUUGGCUUCGAUGAAAAUGCUCAUUACACAGUGCCUAACAACUUUGGGCAGGAUAUGGUGCAUGAAGUUCUAUCUGACAGCUCUGACAGUGAUGUGGUAAUUCUACCAUCACAUGAGAGCCAUUCCCCAUCCAGAUCUCACAGGAGGAGGACUUCCACAGCACCUCAAGGCUCAAACAGGAGGAGGACUUCCCCAGCACAUCAGGGCUCAAGAUCUCCUGUAGCUGGUCCUUCCAGGAAUGUGCUUCCUGUAGACCAGGCAAGUGACAGUGAUAUCAAUAAUUUGAGCAGUUCCCAUAGUGACACGUCUCUCCCUAGUAUCCUGCAGCAUCUUCCCACAAGCAGUGGUCAUGAAGAGGAUCAGCCAUCACAGUUGAAUGAGGAUUGUAACUCAGAUGACUGUGUCAUUGUGGGCUGUGUGAAGCCUCGUCAUGAGAGGACACCCGAAGUCAUUACGUUGCUAUCGUCUGACCCAGAGGCAGAUGAAGGUGAAGUGAUGGAGUUGGCCCAGAUGACGUGCACAGGCUCCAGUGACCGCAGUUACAGUCAUGCAUUUUCCACAUCAGCAAGCUGUCCAGAAUCAUCAGGAUCGGAAUACAACCCAGUCUUCGUUCGUAAAUCUCAGAAGAAGAAGAAGAAAGCUCAGCACAAGAGGAAAUCUGGCAAUACAGCAAAGUCUAAGGGUCAUAAAGCCAGGAAAACUACAGCAUCUGCAAAAAAACAUGUUCUUAGCAACCAAGAUCAUUCUAACAUUGACUCUGAUUCAUUGGUGUACUCAUGUAAUGGCAAAAAUUCCAAUCGGCAACAGAGCGCAUUGUCAUCAUCAACUUGUACCGCUUCCAGUAGUGAUAGUUGCAGCUCCAGCAUUAGCAGCAACCCCACUUACAUCUCCCGGUCCUUGCACAGCAGCCAUAAACGGCGCAGAAGCAGACAUUCAUCUCAUAGGAACAAGAAGGAAUCGUGGAAAAUACAGGUAAACAAGCCAGAUACAAAGCAGGAGUACGACUACUCAGGCAAGAACUACGAUACACCUUCUACCUCUUCUGAGGUCAACAGCAGCAUUAACAGUUUUGACAGGCGACCUAAGCUGCGUAGCAUUGUGAUCUCGCGGGCUGCAAAUGGUGAUGGCAAAUACCCAGAGUCUUCUGGUGGCAGUAGCCAUGACAGACGGCAGAAAAGUUUGACCAAGAAAAGUCAGUCUCAGAGAUGGAACAUAGUAUUGAAGAAGGUAAAAGAUGAUUCAAGUGCAGAACCUUCUACAUCUGGUAGCAGUCACCACCACAAAGAUCGUUCAUAUGUGUCUCAGUCUGCUCACAGGUAUGAUGGAAGUGGUAGGUACUCCAGUAAGUCAGGCAGAAAUGCUAGACAGAAGCACAACAAGAAAGAUGAGAAAGACAAUAAGCAGAAGAAGAGGAUAGACUCAGAUUCAUCUGUGGGGAGGGAGGAACAUGUGCUGAAACCAAAAAAACGAAAGAGGAUCUUGUCUUUGUUUACUGACUCUUCAGAUGACUAAGGUUGAUGCACUGUUUUAUAUGUAGCUAUAGUUUAAAUAAAUUUAUCAUUCCCAAAAGUCAAUUGAGGAGUGAAACAAGUUCCUCGAGUGAGUGAAUAUUUAGUUUAAAGGUUCACAGUUAUUGUGUUUUGAAACUUCAUUGUGUGCCUGUACAAUGUGGAACUAUACAUAAGACACAAAAUUGUCGCAUGUUGACAGGGAAGUUUAUUAUGCAUUUUUCAGGCAUCCAUUCAUCACAUCACGUGCCAUUGUGACUGGUAACUGGAUUCAUACACCACUGGCUGUAAUUCAGUGCUUGUACUCUAAGUAUAAAUAAUCGUUCACUGGGGGAUUAAAUUCCAGAUCACUGUUGUUUUCUGACAGUGUUUUCUGCUGAGGGAUUUAAAUUGUAACUUUACAUUUAUAACUUUUACCCAGAAAGGCACAAAUUUCUAAUAAAUGACUAUUUUCAAUUAAA
Zootermopsis nevadensis is the source of this 3025-nucleotide messenger RNA. Lineage: Eukaryota; Metazoa; Arthropoda; Insecta; Blattodea; Termopsidae. The record is from RefSeq and is a predicted model, not a curated record.